Messenger RNA from Clarias gariepinus (North African catfish), 2144 nucleotides. It is a transcript of the gene sephs1, whose product is annotated as selenophosphate synthetase 1. The record is from RefSeq and is a predicted model, not a curated record. Gene Ontology annotation, biological process: L-selenocysteine biosynthetic process. Bases 127 to 1305 code for a protein of 392 amino acids. Gene Ontology annotation, molecular function: selenide, water dikinase activity; ATP binding. Gene Ontology annotation, cellular component: cytoplasm. Lineage: Eukaryota; Metazoa; Chordata; Actinopteri; Siluriformes; Clariidae. The transcript is spliced from 9 exons.
UUUGCUCGCAUUGCAUUGUGGGAGCGCUGCCUUUUCUUCUAUCGGGAGGCGCCGCUAAAGCGAAACCGCUGCUGUUCUCUAACACGUCGUGUGGACUGGUGCGGGCUCCGUUAAUCUCUCUCCACCAUGUCAGUGCGGGAGGCUUUUAACCCAGAGAGUUACGAGUUGGAUAAGAACUUCAGACUAACGCGGUUCACAGAGCUUAAAGGCACCGGCUGCAAAGUCCCUCAGGAUGUGCUACAGAAACUUCUGGAGUCGUUGCAGGAGAACCAUUUUCAGGAGGAUGAGCAGUUCCUUGGGGCAGUUAUGCCCAGAUUGGGCAUCGGCAUGGACACCUGCGUGAUUCCUCUGAGACACGGCGGCCUUUCACUUGUACAGACCACAGACUACAUCUACCCUAUAGUGGACGACCCUUACAUGAUGGGCAGAAUUGCGUGUGCUAACGUCUUGAGUGACCUGUACGCUAUGGGAGUGACCGAGUGUGAUAACAUGUUGAUGUUGUUAGGCGUCAGCAACAAACUGUCAGAAAAGGAGAGGGACAAGGUGAUGCCGCUUAUUAUCCAGGGUUUUAAGGAUGCAGCAGAGGAAGCAGGCACCUCGGUGACCGGUGGUCAGACUGUUGUGAACCCCUGGAUCGUACUCGGAGGCGUGGCCACGACAGUCUGCCAACCCAAUGAGUUCAUCAUGCCAGAUAAUGCAGUGCCAGGUGACGUGUUGGUUCUGACGAAACCUCUCGGCACUCAAGUAGCAGUUGCAGUGCAUCAGUGGCUGGACAUCCCAGAGAAAUGGAACAAGAUCAAGUUAGUGGUGACACAAGAGGAUGUGGAGCUAGCCUAUCAGGAGGCUAUGUUGAACAUGGCAAGACUCAACAGAACAGCCGCAGGUCUGAUGCACACGUUCAACGCACACGCCGCCACUGACAUCACAGGCUUCGGUAUUUUGGGUCACGCUCAGAACCUCGCCAGGCAGCAACGCAGCGAGGUCUCCUUUGUCAUCCACAACCUACCCGUCCUCGCCAAGAUGGCCGCCGUCAGCAAAGCCUGCGGGAACAUGUUCGGGCUAAUGCACGGCUCCUGCCCCGAGACCUCAGGAGGUUUGCUGAUCUGUCUUCCACGUGAGCAAGCCGCUCGCUUCUGCGCCGAGAUCAAAUCUCCAAAAUACGGCGAGGGCCACCAGGCCUGGAUCAUCGGCAUCGUAGAGAAAGGCAACCGCACAGCCCGCAUUAUCGACAAGCCGCGCAUCAUCGAGGUCGCACCCCAGGUGGCCACGCAGAACGUCAACACCACCCCAGGAGCUACAUCCUAAAGCUGAGCCCACGACCCCUGAACAUUUUACCACGCUCUAGCUCCACCACAGCGUAGAAACACACACCGCCUGCCUACCAUGACAUUACGGCAGAUACUACAUGGACACACUUAAAAACAAAAGUAACAGGGAAUCAAUGUCUUUUUUUUUCCCCCCAGUAAGUUUUCUGUUACUAAACGUUGCAGAAGCACCCAACUUUAAGGCAGCUUCUACAGUAAAUGAAGAGUAUGACGAUAAUCUGAUACUGUUGAUUCUUUGUGAAUCUCUUUGUGAAUCUCUUCUGCUCCUCUUCAAUUGGAAAUCAUGUCCCAGUAAAUCUCUAACGACCCACUGACACGCGUACAUUGUAGCAAUAUAUAUAUAAAGUUUUGAUUUUGACGCUCCAUGUGCCAGCAGUAGUUCAGACUGUAGCUGAUAUGUCGAGCGAUAGGGAAAAAAAGUGAGUAUAUAUAGUUUUUUUUUUUGUUUUUUUGUUUUUUUAUAAAUUUUGUCUUUUGUAUGAUAUUUUCCUGGACUAAUCUAAAUAAAGUGACCCUUGCCUGGUUUUUGAAUGGGCUGAAAGAAUCAGAACUAAACACCGUCCUGUAUCUUUUAAGGUGUGCCGUGUCUACCCAUGAUGGUAGUGUGUUGACAUUUUGUCAGCGAAUGUAAACAGUGGAGAUGCAGUUUAUAUAUUGUAGGACGUUCACCGUUUGGUACAGACGUUUCUGGGAUAGAGUUAAGGUUUUAUAUUCUAUGAAAACCCCAUUAUUCUUUCUCUGUCUCUCUCUCUCUCAUCUACCAACAGUGACAUAUAUCUCUAUGCCCCUUAAAUAAAUCUGAUCUUUUUUUUUUUAUUA